AUGGUCUGCCUGGGCACCAAUGGGCAGAAGAGUGCAACCAAGGAGGAGCUCAAGGCGUUCUUCGUAGAAAAGUACAAACAGAUCUUCACCGUCCUGCUCACUCGAUUUGCCGAUCUUGAGUCCUCCCAGAAGAAGGGUGCGUACACUUCCUCUGCCAUGCCUGCUACUUUGUACCUUGGCACCACCCUAUUCACGCACGAACCUGUGGCGCUGUCGCUGUUCCUGGUGUGGAUCAGGUCGGAGGUGACCACGGAGGCCAUGUGGCAGGACUUCAACGCCAAGCUGGCGACGCUGGUCAACUGGAAGGCCACGCUCACGCAGUGGGAGGAGAAGGUGCUCCAGCUGACCUACAUCCUGAUCGAGAACACCUACCCCAAGCCCAUGGUGCCCGAGCCCAAGAAGAAGAAGGGCAACGUCGCCAAGGAGUCCGAGGACAACAAGGAGAAGGAGCCCAAGGCCACCACCGGCGGUGGCGACGAUAAGAAGAGGCAGCCGAGGGAUGCGCGCCUCACGUCCAUGACGUGGAACCAGCUGAAGAUCCAGACCAUGUGGGACAUCACCCUGCACAUUCUGGGCAAUCUGUGCGACAUCAAGGACCCGCCCAAUUUUUCCACCGCUAUUAGCUGCGUCAGCCAGGUGGUCGACCUCAUGUGCGAAGCCGAGGACAGGCUGGAGAUCACCGCCAAGGCGCCCAUUCCCCUGCAGCAGAUCUUUCUCCCCUGGAUUCUCAAAGCCGUCAAGGCCACUCACAAGCCGCUCAAGGAAAAAGUGCUCGAGCUGCCGGCCAACGUCGUCCACAAGGUCUUCCGCGCCCUCGAGUUCAGUCUCCUCGGCGAUGAGGUAAUGAGCGCCCCCCUGGCUUUGCCACCAUUACCAACACAUUCCACACACGUGGAACGUGUGGGCGUUGUAGGUGGAUUGCAUUAG
Messenger RNA from Acanthamoeba castellanii str. Neff, 927 nucleotides. RefSeq lists its product as uncharacterized. The coding region runs from base 1 to 927 and encodes 308 amino acids. NCBI's taxonomy places the organism in Eukaryota, Discosea, Longamoebia, Acanthamoebidae. The record is from RefSeq and is a predicted model, not a curated record. The transcript is spliced from 7 exons.